AUGCGGAUAACUCCACUAGUUAUUAGUGAAUGUGUUUUGAGCGAUCUGCAUUCUCUGCCAGUUGAACUCUUGAUCAUCAUAGUCCAGCUAGUACAUGAAGAAAGCUCUCUUAAACCGCUCUCAGGAGUCAACAGGCUAUUCCGGCAAUUGUGUACGCCAAUUCUAUUCAGUAAACUUCGGAUUGCGUGCUCUACAGUUGGUCUGGACCGUCUUGCCUCAGCAUCUGAAUCUUCGAUCAGAUCACGAGAACAAGACUCUAUCAUCCGCUCCGCGCGAGAUCUCCAAGUGUUGCGUACAUCACUCCCACGCUUUUCGCGUCUUCAUUCGAUCUUACUAUGUUUUAUCAACGGCCUCAAAUCACCUUUCCAACCGCUAUCUGACAGAGUGCUUUUGGACGGUCAGUCCUUCUUUGCAGACCACGUGAAAACGCUGGCUACUGCUGUAGUUGCGGCCAGAAGACAAGGCAUUGUUAUCGACACACUAGCAAUAUCAGGUUACUAUCCAAAUCACCUCUCACCAGACUAUCACCUGUCGCAUCUUCUUGAUGAUGCUUUCGCUGAUGUUGAAGAACUACGGUUAGAGGAUAGCCCUGCACUCCUAGAAUACUUUACCCGCAAUCCCCUGCAGCAUCUCCAGAGACUCGAGUUUGGAAGCUACUGGAUGUCUGUCUUGAAACUAGAAAGAUUUGUUUACGCCCAUAAGGCAACACUUCGAUAUCUUCACCUUGAGGAUAUUUGGUACAUACACACGGAGGAUCCCACAAGUGGAAUUGACUUAUCAAUUGCAGAUACAAAAAAAGCCUUGGAGAGCAUAAGUCAUAUUCGUCAAUGGGGUAUACUGCGCGAGCUUACCAUUAACCGACAGAUCACUGGGCACUGCGAGAUAAGGGAGGUGUUUGAUAGAACAUAA
Messenger RNA from Aspergillus pseudonomiae, 909 nucleotides. RefSeq lists its product as uncharacterized. The transcript is spliced from 3 exons. Lineage: Eukaryota; Fungi; Ascomycota; Eurotiomycetes; Eurotiales; Aspergillaceae. The record is from RefSeq and is a predicted model, not a curated record. The coding region runs from base 1 to 909 and encodes 302 amino acids.